UAAAAAAAAAAAAAAUGAAAAAACCCUACGAGGGUUCAGCUUCUUCCAGUUAUUGUCGACCCCUCUCCUCCUGCUCGGUUUUUCUUGUCCGGCGGCGAUUGUAGUCAACCCACGAGCAGCGGUGUCGGCCACAGACACCCGUGAGCCACCAUUCUUCGCCGGAUUCUUGGCUGUGCUGUCCAGCAGCAGUUCAGGGUAUUCAAAGAUACUAUUGGCGAGUUUUGAGUUUUGAGAUACAGUAUAAGCUCUGGUGGAAUCAGCAGUUAUGUCUGCAGUGGAAGAGAAGCUAGAUGAAAUCGAACCUUCAGCAAUGAAUAAUGAUGAUUCGGUGGAAGAAGAUGAAGGAGAGGAGGACCUUUCAUGGUCAUCAGACUCUGAGAUUGGAGAUGCAUUGGACUGGUUGGAUGCAAAGGGAGAUAGAGAAGCAGUAGAUGGGGCAUUUUCACUCAAUGCUAGGCGUCCUAAUGCUCAUGGUGGGCUUUAUUCUCGUCAAAAUUCCUCAACUCUUCAACCUCUCUCAAAUCGGAACCAAAAGUUUACCAAUCACAUUCGAGCUUCACCUCUUGCAGAAUGGGAAGGGAGGUUUAAUGUGGGAAUGUCAAAUUCUGUUACCACUGCUAUUCGUGACAGUGUCAAGGAAAUGGCUAUAGGGAAGACAAAAACUACAGAGAAAGCCGAUCGUGCAACUGUUGAACAGGCAAUCGAUCCUAGAACUCGAAUGGUUUUAUUCAAGAUGCUCAACCGAGGUGUUUUUCAUGACAUUAAUGGCUGCAUUUCUACUGGGAAAGAAGCUAAUGUCUAUCAUGCAACAAAAUCUGAUGGUCAAGAAUUCGCUAUCAAAAUCUACAAAACUUCAGUUUUGGUGUUUAAGGAUAGGGAUCGCUAUGUCCAAGGUGACUACCGUUUCAGACACGGAUAUUGCAGGCAUAAUCCCAGGAAAAUGGUUAAGACAUGGGCCGAGAAGGAAAUGAGGAAUUUGAUGAGGUUAAAAGCUGCAGGAAUUAGAUGUCCGACUCCUCUCCUCUUGAGACUGCACGUGCUGGUUAUGGAGUUCAUUGGCAAGACAGGUUGGGCUGCACCUCGUCUUAAGGAUGCUGCCUUGUCGUUGAACAGGCUACGGGAAAGUUAUUUGGAGAUAAUUAUUACAAUGCGGACACUCUACCAGAAGUGCAAGUUAGUGCAUGGAGAUCUUAGUGAAUAUAACAUACUUUAUUUUGAGGGUCACCUUUAUAUUAUAGAUGUUUCUCAAGCCGUUGAUCUUGACCACCCUCAUGCCCUUGAUUUCCUCCGUGAAGAUUGUCUUCAUGUUUCUGAUUUCUUUAAAAAACAUGGUGUAGCUGUAAUGACAAUACGAGAACUGUUUGAUUUUAUAGUUGAUCCAUGCCUCACUGAUGAGAUGGUUGAUAAUUAUCUAGAAGAGAUGCAAGAGAAAAUCAUGGCAAGAGGUGAUAUAUCAGUGGAGGAUGAAAUUGCGGAUUCUGUAUUUGUCCAGUCAUAUAUUCCAAAGACACUGGAUAGUGUCAAACAUGCUGAGGAGGAUGUAAUACGUUUAACAAGUGGUCGGGACACUGAAGAUAUGUACUAUAAGACCAUUACAGGCUUAAAACAGGCCCUUCCAAGAGUUCAACCUGCGCCGGAGAUAAAAGAUGAGGAAGAACACCAUGCAGACCCAAUUGAACCGUCCAAAAAUAUAACCAGUUUGUCAAAUUCUUGCGAGAAAGAAACCGAAUCGACAUCAGAGGAAGAUGAAGAGAGCUCAAAUGAGUCAGAAGGAGAACUGGGUUCUUCAACCGAGACGACGCAGAUGCCAGUUGACAGGAAAACUGCCAGAAAAGAGAACAAAAAGAAGGUGAAGGAAGAGAAGAGGGAGGCUCGCAAGAACAAGGUCCCAAAGGCUGUAAAGAAACGAAAGAAGAAGUUGGCAAAGUCCCAUAAGUAAGGUGAAAACUGGUUCAAUAAGGUCCGUUUUGAAUGUCGAUGGUUACUAUUAUGAACUGGAUCAUGUAAAGUUCUUGGUUUAUUGUUUAUUUAUCUUCCGUUUUCAUUUGAUUUAACAAGGGUACAAAUGAAAAUGGAGAUAAUACGAUUUUGCUGUCUGAUUUAUGAGAAUUAGGAUCUAUAGCUUCAAACAGAAACGUUCAUAUUACUUUUUCAUGUUUAUUACAUGAAAGCAUGAAGAAAAUGGUUUAUAAAGAAGAGAUUUGUAUC
This is a messenger RNA of Benincasa hispida (wax gourd), 2208 nucleotides long. RefSeq lists its product as uncharacterized. Gene Ontology annotation, molecular function: ATP binding; protein serine/threonine kinase activity. The record is from RefSeq and is a predicted model, not a curated record. NCBI's taxonomy places the organism in Eukaryota, Viridiplantae, Streptophyta, Magnoliopsida, Cucurbitales, Cucurbitaceae.